AUGCAUACAGAUAGCUCUUGUUCUACUCAGCUUAUUGAUGGAGAUGGUGUCUUUAAUGUUACUGGUGUUUAUACCUUUAUCAAAGAGGUUAAAUUGGAAGAAUGUGGUCUUUCGUAUGCCGUUGUUUCGAUCAUGGGUCCGCAAAGUAGUGGGAAGAGUACGCUGUUGAAUAAUUUGUUUGGAACAAAAUUUAGGGAAAUGGAUGCAUUUAAAGGAAGGUCUCAAACGACUAAGGGAAUUUGGGUUGCGAGAUGUGCUGGUAUUGAGCCAUGCACUAUUGUGAUGGAUUUAGAAGGUACUGAUGGAAGAGAGCGUGGAGAGGAUGAUACUGCGUUCGAGAAGCAGAGUGCUCUUUUUGCACUUGCUGUCUCAGAUAUAGUUCUUAUAAACAUGUGGUGUCAUGAUAUUGGUCGGGAACAAGCAGCAAACAAGCCUCUUUUAAAAACCGUAUUCCAGGCUAUGAUGCAGUUGUUUAGUCCGCGAAAGACAACUUUGAUGUUUGUCAUACGAGAUAAAACACGGACACCAUUGGAAAAUUUAGAACCUUUACUGAGGGAAGACAUUCUAAAGAUAUGGGAUUCAGUUCCUAAGCCUCAAGCACACAAAGAAACUCUCCUAAGUGAAUUUUUCAAUGUCGAAGUAGUCGCUCUUUCCAGCUAUGAAGAAAAGGAAGAGCAAUUCAAAGAGCAGGUUGCUAGUUUGAGACAACGGUUCUUCUACUCUGUUGCACCUGGCGGACUUGCUGGCGAUAGGCGAGGAGUAGUCCCUGCAAAUGCGUUUGCUUUUAGUGCAGGACAAAUGUGGCAAGUCAUCAAAGACAAUAAAGACUUGGAUCUUCCAGCACACAAGGUAAUGGUUGCAACAGUACGUUGUGAGGAAAUUGCCAAUGAGAAGUUUUCUCAUUUCAUGGAAAAUGAGGACUGGUGUCAGUUGGAAGAAGCUUCACAGUCAGCUCCCGUUACCGGAUUUGGAAAGAAGCUGAGUUUAAUUCUCCAAUCUUGCUUAUCAGAGUAUGACACUGAAGCCACAUAUUUUGACGAAGGUGUGAGAUCUUCCAAGAGACAACAGCUGCAAGAAAAGUUACUGCAGCUUGUUCAACCAGCUUUCCAAGACGUGCUUGGACAUUUGAGAUCUGGAACACUUGAAAACUUCAAGGAGGCUUUUGAAAAGGCUCUGAAUGCAGGAGAAGGGUUUUCAUCAUCUGCACACUCAUGUGCUCAGUCUUGCAUUUCUCGGUUUGACAAAGGAUGUGAAGAGGCUGUAAUUGAACAAGCAAACUGGGAUACAUCUAAAACUCGGGAAAAGCUUCAGCGUGAUAUUGAUGACCAUAUUGAUUCUGUCCGUGCUGCAAAGUUGUCUGAACUGACUACGCUUUAUGAGUCAAAGCUAAACGAAGCAUUAGCUGGACCGGUGGAAGCUCUCUUAGAUGGAGCUAAUGAUGAGACGUGGCCGACAAUAAGAAAGCUACUAAAACGGGAAGCAGAAUUGGCCGUCUUUGGUUUCUCCAAUGCAUUAUCUGGUUUUGAAAUGGAUGAAGAAACACGCAACAAAAUGCUCUCUGACAUCGAGAUCUACGCACAGGGUGUUGUUGAAGGGAAAGCAAAGGAAGAAGCUGGACGGGUAUUGAUGCGUAUGAAGGAUAGGUUUGCAACAAUCUUCAGUCACGAUUCUGAUUCAAUGCCACGUGUCUGGACCGGAAAGGAAGACAUCAGAGCAAUUACAAAGAUGGCUCGCUCUGCAUCCUUGAAACUGCUAUCGGUUAUGGCUAUAAUCCGCUUAGAAAAUGAACUCGACAAUGUUGAAAAGAUAUUGUCAGUUGCUCUGGUUGAUUCUACAAACAACACUGCUUCAAGCAAGAGUAUCACCACUGUCGAUUCCCUCGCCUCAAGCACUUGGGAGCAGGUCGCACCAACAAAGACAGUAAUUACACCUGUUCAAUGUAAAUCACUGUGGAGGCAAUUCAAGAAUGAGACACAAUAUACCGUUACACAGGCCAUUUCUGCACAGGAAGCUAACCGAAGAAAUAAUAACUGGAUGCCACCUCCAUGGGCAAUGGUUGCCUUAGUCGUUCUUGGAUUCAAUGAAUUCAUGACUCUUUUAAGAAAUCCUCUAUAUAUUGGCUUCUUUUUUGUUGUCUACCUCGUCGCCAAAGCCAUGUGGGUACAACUAGACAUCUCAGCAGAAUUUCGUAAUGGCGCGUUACCUGGGCUUAUCUCAUUAUCAACCAAGCUUCUUCCCACCGGCAUGAAUCUGCUAAGAAAACUCGCGGAACAAGGACAAGCUCCAUCUGCAGAUAGUAACCCUCAAGCCCGAGUAAGCAGCAGUGUUGGUUCAUCUUCUUUUUCAAGCUUAUCUUCAACAGAAACCAUUUCCAACAACACGAAAGAUGACUAG
This is a messenger RNA of Arabis nemorensis, 2394 nucleotides long. The record is from the annotation of a GenBank genome assembly. NCBI's taxonomy places the organism in Eukaryota, Viridiplantae, Streptophyta, Magnoliopsida, Brassicales, Brassicaceae.